UGAAGAAAUAUGGCCUUCAGCGUCAAGCCUGUAGAAUCCUUUCUACGACGGCAAAAACAUUUCGCAAGGCAUCCGAAGAACAAACUACAGCUACAAAGAGAGCUGUAACUCAGGAAGUGAAAGAAAUUGUGGAAGACUUCUAUGAACAGCAGUCAGUGCAACUACCUGACAAAAAACUAAUCAGUCAGAAAACCUUGUAAACAAACUGGAUUUCUUCAAGUCCCUGUUGGAACCUAGUUCCAUAAGUUCAAAGCCAUACAUUCCAAUGUUAAAAUAAAAUGAAAAUCAAAGCACUCAACAUCACACACUCGCACAAAAUGAAGAACAUCAUUCACUGGGUUUACGGGUUAUCGAGGAAUACGAUGUGCGGCAAAAUAAACGGGCACAAUUACCACAAACGGGAAUGCAUCCAAAGGAAAUGCAAGGAGUGUGGAACCAAGAAAAUUAAAGAGAAGAUGGAAGGGCUGAUAAAGAAGCAUGGAGACAAAGCGAUCACCCGGAAAAGGUGGGAAAGGACAACAGUCAAUAACAACGGAAAAGACAUAGCAAAGCAACAGAUAACAACUAAAGUUGGAACAAUUCUCGAAUGCACCAGUGAACUCCUGGCAGAAGCAGAGACCAUCAGUACUCACCUCUUCAAUGCAUCUUGCCAGCUUGAACAGUUUGUCAAACUCAGCACUGCACCUCCACCAAAGACAGUCACAAUGGUCCUGGAUUUUGUGCAGAACUAUACCUGCAUCUUUCAAGAUGAAAUACAGUCAGCCCACUGGCACCAUGCUUCUGCCACCACCCAUCCAAUCAUCUGCUGCUAUCAGUGUCCAGUGUGCAUAGAGGCAAUGCAGGAGUCUCUUGUCUUCAUCAGUUCCGACACAACUCAUGACUCCCAUGCCGUACAUGGUUUUGUGGAAGAGGCUGUAAAGCAUCUACGAGAGAAACUGGAUGUGACCAGGAUCAUGAGAUUUUCUGACGGAGCAUCAAGUCAAUACAAAAGUAGAGGGCCAUUCUUGGAUAUUGCUAUGGCGGCGUAUGACUUCAGAUAUAUUGACAUGGAGCACCAUUAUUUCAGUUCAAGGCAUGGCAAAGGUCCAAGUGAUGGGGAAUCGGCUGUGAUUAAGAGUCAAGCUACUAAUUCUGUUAAAGCAGGAACAGCAGUCAUCCAAAAUGCUUCUGACCUGGCCAGCUUUGCAAAGAAACUGAAUAAAAUACCAGAGGAUGGGCAAUGCGAGCAUUAGACAGUGUUUCUGGUAGAAAAGAUUGAUUGAGACAGGGAUCAUGACAGUAUUGGGUUCAGGACUGUCAAAGGGACCAGGAAGGUACACAGCAUCAAAGGAGCUACCUGCAUCGGGAAAGUAAAGAUAUGAGACCAAUCCUGUUUCUGCAGUUCAUGUUUUAAUGGAGACCAUUCAUCUUGCCUCAACAAGCAUUAUGUCGAGGACUGGAAGGAAGUGGAUCUGUUUACCAAGCCAAAGACUUGCCAACAGACAGAUAAACAGACCAGCGUACAACCAGUGACACAUACUCACCAUGAACCAGAACAGGACCAGAUGAACACUAACAACAGUGAAUCCAUGAAUCUUUAAGAUAGUUAGACCAGCACCAUUGUUGGGGAUGAUGAACCAGCAGAGGGCCAGGAUUACACAGACAGCAGCAAGCACUGUGGUCAGAAGAAGCCUGAGGAAGACAAGUCUAAAGGUGAUACCAAUGUUCCACAUGUUGGUGAUUUUGUAGCAGUGAGGGUACCAAGUGCCAAAAGAAAAAAGUCCGAGUUGUAUAUGGCACGGGUACCGGUGACAUCAGUGCUAGAAGAUGGCUCCUACAGCCUUACAUACAUGAAGAAAGCAAAGAAGGAUGACCCACUACACACAUGGCCAGACGGUGAUGACAGUGUAUGUACGUCCAAGAUGCAAUAUUGUAACAAAGUUGGAAU
Messenger RNA from Acanthaster planci (crown-of-thorns starfish), 1927 nucleotides. RefSeq lists its product as uncharacterized. NCBI's taxonomy places the organism in Eukaryota, Metazoa, Echinodermata, Asteroidea, Valvatida, Acanthasteridae. The record is from RefSeq and is a predicted model, not a curated record.